This is a messenger RNA of Ambispora leptoticha, 1005 nucleotides long. The record is from the annotation of a GenBank genome assembly. Lineage: Eukaryota; Fungi; Glomeromycota; Glomeromycetes; Archaeosporales; Ambisporaceae.
AUGAAAAAUAAACCAAAAAUUUCGCCUGUUUGCACAUCGGACACUUUUGCCGAAAAGAAAAAUAUACCGGCAAUUUCUGUACCUUUCCCACCAAACAUAACGACUGAAGAUUUCCUUAAAAGAAGAAAAGAUGGCAGUCUUCCAAGCAGAUCAAUGAAUUCUUUUAUGCUCUAUCGAGCAGCAUUCAAUAAAGAAAUUCGCACAAAAAGAUUAUGUGUAAAACAAAAAAAAUUAUCACGUCGAAUCUCGGAUUCUUGGCAGAAUGAACCCGAACACGUAAAACGAGUGUAUAGGCGUCUUGCAAUAAGAGCUCAACAAGAACUUGAACAAAAGCGCAAUUUAAUAGGAUCCGGCCCAUUUUUCGUCUUUGCGGCUGAUGACAGAUUUUGUUAUUCAGAACCUUUUAAUUUAGAUAAUAUUAAUUCCAAUGAAAAUAUAAUAAAUGACCAUUCUCCAGCAGAAGCAGCAUCAGACUCGUACCAAAUUACAUCUAUCAACAACGACAAUAACGACGAAAACCAUUUUAAUUCGGGUAUUAUUGAACCUUAUAAAACUAUUAUCAAUGAUAAUUCUCCAGCAGAAGCAACAUCAGACUCGUUCCAAAUUACAUCUAUCAAUAACGAAAAUAACGACAAAAACCCUUUUAAUUUAGAUAAUAUUAAAUCUUAUGAAAAUAUAAUCAAUGUUAAUUCUCCUAUGCUCUUUCCCGCAGAAGCAGCGCCAGACUCGAUUCAAAUCAAUAACGGCAAUAACGACGAAAACUCUUUUAAUUCAGAUAAUAUUAAUUCACAUGAAGCUAUGAUCAAUGAUAAUUCUCUAAUGUUCUUCCCAGCAGAAGUAGCACCAGAUUCGAUCCAAAUUACAUCUACCAAAAAUGAAAAUUAUACACAAGAUUCAUUUUAUCAUGAUGAUAAUCUUUUUAAAAAUUAUUUAAGUAAUUUUCUACCAAUUCCGGAAUUAUCAUCUGACGGAACGUUCAUGGAUAUAAACUAUUUGACACUAUAA